CAGACACAAAUUGACACUUACUCCCAGGAGCAUCUCGGAAAAACAGGGGAAGCGGGGGGAAGACGGAGAUCCAGAAAGCACGGCAGGUUGUUGAGGCUCGCUGGAUUUGUGUCCAGCUGUUUGUGCCACAUUGGGCCCCCUGAGGUCACUGCCGUCGAGUUCGCGGCCAGCGGCGCCAGCGUGCGUUUCACGACCCCCGACCUGCAGGUGCGCGCCUCGGGCUGGACCCUCGGGCUCGGCUCCGUGCUGCAGUGGCAUGGCGCCUCGCACUUUCUGGAUGCGCAGGGCGGGGUGCAGUGCGACCUGAUGUUCGGAGUGGACGGUGCCGACAGCGUUACCGGCACGGUCCGUGACUCCCUAGGGACCGAGAUCGGGCGCAUCUGGGCAGCUGGCUGGGCCCCCUGCUCUGCGACGGCGAGGUGCUGUGGCCGGGCCCCCAGGCAGCCCGCGCCGCUCUGAAGCUGGAGCGGGGCGCGCCGCAGAGGGGAUGAG
Messenger RNA from Prorocentrum cordatum, 492 nucleotides. The record is from the annotation of a GenBank genome assembly. Lineage: Eukaryota; Dinophyceae; Prorocentrales; Prorocentraceae.